Messenger RNA from Didymella exigua CBS 183.55, 2145 nucleotides. RefSeq names its product P-loop containing nucleoside triphosphate hydrolase protein. Lineage: Eukaryota; Fungi; Ascomycota; Dothideomycetes; Pleosporales; Didymellaceae. Gene Ontology annotation, biological process: mitotic DNA replication checkpoint signaling; DNA replication initiation. Gene Ontology annotation, molecular function: ATP hydrolysis activity; ATP binding; DNA replication origin binding. The coding region runs from base 149 to 1840 and encodes 563 amino acids. The record is from RefSeq and is a predicted model, not a curated record. Gene Ontology annotation, cellular component: nuclear origin of replication recognition complex. The transcript has 2 exons.
CUGUUCUGCUAUGGUUGAAGCCAAGUGAAGAUCGCCAGCGGCGAGAUCAUCGAGGCACUUUGCGCGUCGACCCUGCCAAGACGCGCGACGCGUGCGUGCCGUUCGGGGAUCCAACGUAAGCAUAAACAACCACAACCGCCGCCAUUUCAUGGCUCCCAAACGCUCUCGAGCUGAACAAGCACGGCAAAUCCUCUCGAGCGGCGCUGUGUUGCGCGAAGACUCUGAUGACGAGCUCGGUUACGAAGAUCAUCCAUGGGAAUGGGUAUACGACGAUGCCAGCGCUGAAGAGGCGCCUGGAGACGAGGAUGCGACGCCCAGGAAACGAAAGGCUCCCCCCACAUCGUCAGCUAAAUGUAUAGUGGGUGCGCGCAUGGGCAGCUUCGCAUGCAAGAUCGGAGAUGCUCUUAUGCUCAAGGCAGAUGGGAACCAGGCAUGGGUCGGCAUUGUCUGCGACUUCUACAACAACGACGGCGAAGAUGAAGAGAAGAUGGCGAAGUUCUUGUGGUUCUCUUCUGAACAAGAGAUCCGCAACAAAAACAAAAAACGCACCGACUUCCUACCGAACGAGCUGUAUAUGUCCACCGCUUUCGACGAUAAUCCGCUUGCAUCGAUCAACGGCACCGCGAAGAUUGUGUCUCUCGAGACAUUUCAGAAGUUGCACCCGACUGGCACAGUCAAGAAGUCAUCGAAAGACUACGGCAAAAUCUUUGUGUGCCGGAGAGGUUGCAAUACCCGCACAACGACAUAUACACCCGAGUUUAAGUGGGAAGAUGUGUACACCGGCGCCAAUGAUAUCCCCUCUCUUGUUGAGCUAGUCAAGAGCCAGACCAAAGCAACGAGAAAAGGCCCUUCUCGGCCGAAAAGACAGCAGGAGGAUCUGGACGACUUCGUUAUACCAGAUUCUGGGGACGACACUGCACCGAGGACUCCACGGAAGCGCCGGAAACCCAACGAAGCUACUACCCCAACAUCGACAAGGAAGAGCCCAGCCGCUCGAAAGUUUCUGACACCAUCACACAAGCGUAUAGUGUUGAAGAAGCAACUGGAGUUCACUCCGCUUGGUACCCGAGUACUAUCACCUUCGGCACUCGCGUCGCCGUUUCAGAUUGCACGAAACCAGCUUCACGUUUCCUCUGUACCGGCGGCCCUUCCUUGUCGCGAAGAGGAAUUCUCGACCGUAUACAGCCAUCUAGAGGUGGCCAUCACGGAUGGCUCUGGUUCAUGCAUAUACAUCUCAGGUACCCCUGGUACAGGCAAGACUGCCACGGUGCGAGAGGUCGUGGCCCAGCUGCAUGCAUCAGUGCAAGCUGAGGAGCUCGACGACUUCAUCUUUGUUGAAAUCAACGGCAUGAAAGUCACAGACCCUCACCAGUCGUACUCGUUGCUGUGGCAGGCGCUGCGCGGCGACAGAGUCAGUCCGUCACAUGCACUGGAACUUCUGGAACGCGAGUUCUCUGCGCCUAGUCCUCGCCGUGUACCAUGCGUUGUCUUGAUGGACGAACUUGAUCAGCUUGUUACAAAGAACCAGUCUGUCAUGUAUAAUUUCUUCAACUGGCCGCAGUUGCGGCACAGCAGGCUAAUUGUCUUGGCUGUUGCUAAUACCAUGGAUCUCCCAGAACGCACCCUGAGCAACAAGAUCAGUAGUCGACUAGGUACGUACCGACACAGUCCUUCACAUGCGGCCCAGCAAUGUUACCGUGCAGAUUGUAAUUUCAAUCUACUCCCGCACUGUACCGAUUGCAGACGCCGCGUGGACAAUGCCCAAUACGUCCGUUUUUGCGAUGGUCUCGCGAACCCCUGUUCACCGGUAUUCAGCGGGAGCCUUAUUGGGCAAGGCUAAUACAUGUGUACCCAGGGCUAACGCGAAUUACUUUCCCCGGCUACACUCACGACCAAUUGAUGCAGAUCAUUCAAUCGCGCCUGGAGGGAGUUCCAGGUAACAUUGUACUCUCGGACGCUGUUCAAUUUGCGGCGCGUAAAGUCGCAGCUGUGAGUGGCGACGCCCGACGUGCACUAGACAUUUGCAGACGCGCCGUGGAAAUCGCGGAAACAGAAGUCACGCAGGACGACGAGGUGCAGCCUUCAACUCCGAGUCGGUCCGGUCGCGGUAACAAAGCGAAACCCAUCCCAUCUUCCCGAACUCAG